AUGGCGGAGCGAGAAACGGAGAAGCAAAUGUCAAUUAUAAGGUUAAAUGAUGAUGACGAUUACAGAGAAGAAGAGGAUGGUCUGCCCGACCCAGAAUUGGUCAUUAAACACCCAUUACAAAACUCCUGGGCCAUGUGGUUUUUCAAGAAUGAUAAAUCCCGGGACUGGAAGGACAAUCUGCGUGUGAUAACAACAUUUGAUACAGUCGAGGAUUUCUGGGGACUGUACAACCACACACUUCCAGCCAGCAGGCUGCAGACGGGCUGUGAUUACAGUGUGUUCAAGGCUGGUAUUCAACCGAUGUGGGAAGAUGCACAGAACAAGAAAGGUGGUCGCUGGCUGAUUAACUUGAACAAAACACAGAGACAGACGCAUUUAGAUGAUUUCUGGUUAGAAACACUGUUGUGUCUGAUUGGCGAGGGAUUUGAUGAGCACUCUGAUGAUAUCUGUGGAGCCACUGUCAACAUCAGACCAAAGGGAGACAAGCUGGGUCUGUGGACUCGAGAUGCAACUAAGACGGAAGCCACGAAAAUUAUUGGAUUAAAAUUAAAAGAAUCACUCAGUGUCCCAUCAAAGAUUGUCAUUGGAUUCCAGGCUCAUUCUGAUACUGCUGGAAAGGCAGGCUCUACAGUCAAGAAUCGGUUUACUGUAUAA
Molecule: messenger RNA, 654 nt
Organism: Candidula unifasciata
Lineage: Eukaryota; Metazoa; Mollusca; Gastropoda; Stylommatophora; Geomitridae
Source: the annotation of a GenBank genome assembly